AAGUGCAGAUGUCUGUUUGAAUAUCAGUUUAUAUUAUAUUUCGUUUUAAAAUGUUCAAGGUUUGUUAUUAAAAAGGUGACCAGUUUUAAAUACAAGUAUCUCAAAUAUUUUACGAUAUGUUUCUAUUUUAGGAGCAAUGCCUUUUUUUAGUUUGCUUUAUAAUCAUUGUUCUGGCAAAUUCUGCUCCUUUAGACAAGGAUAAAGAAGCAACAAUAAUGCUAAAUAUGUAUACUAUAGAUGGAAAGGGGAAUUAUAGAUUUAGAUUUAAAACAUCAAAUGGAAUAGAAAGAGAAGAAACGGGAAUAAAAGCUUACGAGGGUGAACCGAAUGAGCAUCUGUCAGUUGUCGGUAAAUACAGCUACAUUAAUGAAAAUGGAGAAAAAGUGUCUGUUUUAUACUCUGCCAACGAAAGAGGAUAUCAUAUCUUACCACUAGGCACAAAUACUUCUGGUGUACCCGGUAAUGUAGUUGCAACGCUACUUGGAUAAAUAGGGCAAUAAUCUUUUCAAAUUGUUAUCGGUUUUUCAGUUACAACAAUAUUUUAGAUUUAACGAAUUUAUGAC
Messenger RNA from Bicyclus anynana (squinting bush brown), 563 nucleotides. RefSeq names its product endocuticle structural glycoprotein ABD-5-like. The transcript is spliced from 3 exons. Gene Ontology annotation, molecular function: structural constituent of chitin-based larval cuticle. Lineage: Eukaryota; Metazoa; Arthropoda; Insecta; Lepidoptera; Nymphalidae. Gene Ontology annotation, cellular component: chitin-based extracellular matrix. The record is from RefSeq and is a predicted model, not a curated record. The coding region runs from base 216 to 488 and encodes 90 amino acids.